This is a messenger RNA of Rhodamnia argentea, 1366 nucleotides long. Its product is annotated as transcription factor PHYTOCHROME INTERACTING FACTOR-LIKE 15-like. Gene Ontology annotation, cellular component: nucleus. NCBI's taxonomy places the organism in Eukaryota, Viridiplantae, Streptophyta, Magnoliopsida, Myrtales, Myrtaceae. The record is from RefSeq and is a predicted model, not a curated record. The coding region runs from base 1 to 1110 and encodes 369 amino acids. The transcript is spliced from 7 exons. Gene Ontology annotation, molecular function: protein dimerization activity.
AUGGACGACCAUGAGCCAGAUUGGAACGCCGCCUCCCCCGGGGAAGAGGGCGAUCUCAGGAGCAUCUCCAUGAAUACCACCGAGAAUGUCCCCACUCUUUCCGAAGCCGGUGCUCUUGAGCACAACAGUUAUUGGCUUCAGACAGCUUCUCCGACCCCUUUCGGGGUCAGCACAACCGAUCAAGUAGACGGCUUUCACGGCAUUUUUAAUGCCUUCCAAAGCUCUCAACUCGUCGACGCAGCAAGAGUGGAAGCCGAGGCUCUGCCGGGACAUACUCCACCACUUUCUUGUGAUAGUUUAUGCAACCCGAACCGAGCGGAAGUGAGCGGAAGCGGAAGCAAAAGAAAGAGCGAUUUCGAAAUGGACAACCUGCGGCGAUGCGUAAGCGCCGAACACAGCAAACGGGACGCUGAUCAUGGGGCGCGUGAAGAAUUGGAGGAUCAAAGGGUUAGAAGGACUCGUUCUGCGAACCUGCACAACAUGUCCGAGAGGAAACGAAGGGGCCGAUUCAGGGAGAAGAUCGAGACGCUUCAGCAACUCAUACCCAACUGCAACAAGGCCGACAGAGCUUCGGUGCUAGACGAUGCCGUUAAAUACCUUAAAAGAUUGAAGCUCCAAGUCGAAAUGCUAGCGAUGGGCGGCGUGGGAGGAGCUUCGACCCUCAAUCCAUACGUAUCACCGGCGGAAUCGGCGACUGGGAUUGAUAACAUGAAUCAAUGCUUGUUCUUGCAAACUCCGAGGCCAAUCAUGUUCAUGGGACCGUCGUACGGCUUCAGCAAUACCAUGACCGGGCUUCCAGUCAUGCCAUUCCAUCACUCGCCAGCGGUUCACGCUUCUCCUUCGCCGGGCAAAGCUGUGUCGUUCCCAAUUUUCAACCCGAGACCCCAGCAGUUGUCCCCAGCAGCUUCGAGCGCCAUUGACGCCAGUUUCUUUCCUCGGUUCAACUAUUCGGCACCGGACAAAGGGGAAUCUAGCCAUUGGAACUCGAAUCCAACACCGUCAACCACCGGCCCCCAAGUAUUGCCCAUGUCGAGCCAGGCGCACGAUGCUCUCGAUGCAAGUCCUGGUACGCUGGACCAUACUGCCUUCUUCGGCGAGAGACAACGUUGAUGUAAUAGUCGAAUACUCCCAAUUUUGGACAGGCGAAAAACUGAAUUAAGUGACAGGAUAAUGGCCUGGUGAUGAUGUCAACAUCUGAAAGAGAGAAAUUUGUUAACAAGGGAGAAUAGUUUCCAAGAUUGGGGGCGAGGAAAGAGCUGGGUUUGUUCCAGCUCAUGCCCUCGUUUUGUCCUUUUUUGUUCUUCCUCGUGCCAUUGUCCUAGUUCACUAAAGUUAGCCCGCCAAAUGGAUGAGUUGGAUCGAGUUU